AUGGCUACUCCCUUCCAGAUUCAGGUUGAGCCUCAAAACUCUGGGCUGUUGGGAUUUAAAGUCGGUCAAAGUGAGGCUUCAAAGGUGACUGAUUUGCUUCAAAAGGAUCUCGAGAACCACCAUGUCUUCUUCAACGAGUCAGGUUUCCACGACCAUCUUGUGCAUCAAGUUCUCACCUUGUACGGUACUGGCGCAACAACAGAUAUUCUUAGUAAAGCCUAUGAUGCCAACAAAACUUAUCAACUCAAAGCCAUGAAGCCAAAGUCCGAUGUUAUUGACAAGCUCGAGCAUGGCUCGGAUUGGUCCGAGUAUCUUGGCAAAGGGCGCAACUACGCCACCUUCUUUCGUUUCUUCCAGGAUGAAAUCGAGAGAAUUGGUUGGCAAGACACUCUCAAGGAGUAUCUCUUCAAAGACGAUGCGCGAGGUCGCGAUAUGCAGAGCCGCCUCUUCGCUGGUGUCCUUCAUCCGCUGAUCCAGCUUCUUUACGGAAUGGAAUGGGAGCAGCCAAUGAUUAUCGCUGCGGCUCUUGCGCAGACUGCCGUUCAUCGAGAUGAUUAUCAUGAGUUUCUAACUUCAGCGGCUGAGAAAGCUGAAAGCGAUAGUGCACCACCAAGGAUGAAGACUAUUCCUGGGCUUUAUGAGGAGGCUGUAAAGAACGAGAAGCUUGUAAACAGUUCGCACUGGGAGGAUUCGAAUCGAGUAUUUGAUGGUGUUCUCGCCAGAGAAAAGGAGGAGAUGAUUAACUUAGCGGCGAGGGUGCGAAUCGACGAGAAUGAGUUGGAUGAAAGAGCAGCGGAGAUGGUACAUAACGCUGCCUUUGUUGUUGCAGGCGCUGCUUUCCAUCCCCCUUACCAUCCCAGAUUCGACUUUAUUCUGAUGCAUCACACAACAUCUACGCCUUUCUUCCUCGUUCUGAACAAGCAAUCGUGGAUUCCAGCGUCUACCAAAGCGCGUCUGCUCGAGAACAAGAUCCGCAUGGAUCUCUUGCAAUACAUCGCUCGCGGCUCACCUACUCUCAGAGUCGACAUGCUUCGGGAGUACAUGCCCAAAGAUGGAGACAAGCUGGUGGAAAGGUCAGAGGAUUUGUUCCCGAGAAUCCAUAAAAUCAUGGAUGAUGGACACACUGUCAAGUUGGCGAGGGCACUUAUGCUGGCGCAGCGAGUGACAAAGCCGUAUCAGGAUAGAGAUUGGGUGCGAAUUAAGGACGAUGAAUGGCUCAAGGCAGUGUAUGUGUUGAUGGAUGCAAACGAAGAGGCCGAUAGCCAGGAAGGGACCAUGUGGGUUCGAUCAGCAGGUUUUGACGAGGCGUGGGAAGAGAUUCCCAAGGCAAAGAUGUAA
This is a messenger RNA of Fusarium pseudograminearum CS3096, 1338 nucleotides long. RefSeq lists its product as uncharacterized. Gene Ontology annotation, molecular function: oxidoreductase activity. The record is from RefSeq and is a predicted model, not a curated record. The transcript is spliced from 4 exons. The coding region runs from base 1 to 1338 and encodes 445 amino acids. Lineage: Eukaryota; Fungi; Ascomycota; Sordariomycetes; Hypocreales; Nectriaceae.